AUGGCGUCCACCACCGACGCGUCAGGCCAACAGCCUCCCGCCCCCGCCCCCACUCCACCCUCUACGACAUCCACCUCGUCAGCCAGCACAAUCCAGGCGCCCUCGACAGCACAGACUAACGGCGCCCCCGAAGCCGGUCCUAGCCGCCCACGUGCACCAGAAGGAGCAGACGACGGCGCUCCACGUUCGUACUCUCCUCCGCGCGAGAUCACGCCCCAUCUCGAUCUGGCCACUUACCCAACACCGCAGCUGCUACGCCUGCUCGCGCGCCUCCUGCAACAGAUUGCUAGCAGCAAUGACCAGUUGCGCGCCGAACAUUCCGAUGAUGGUGACGAUGCAGAUGACGCGCACGAGCCACCACAUAGCGACGCAGCAUCGCUGGCAUCGGCGACAACCACCCAAUCCCGCUCCAGCACCGUGCACGACUCGCCGACAAACGAGCUCUUCCACGACGACCCCCCUCCCGUAGAUUUAGCGGCCGGAGACAAGCUGUUUACGGCCGCCAAGGUCUCGCUGUCUCAGCCGCAGAGCAUCCUGUCUUUCCACGCCCGACACGUGCCCUCGAUCAGCAUCGAGGCGUAUCUCCUCCGCAUCUUAAAGUACUGUCCGACUACCAACGAGGUCUUCCUGGGUCUCCUCGUGUAUUUCGACCGCAUGAGCAAGCUCGGCACCCCGGGAGGCGUGGGCGGCGUCAAGGCCGCGGUGGGACCGCGCGGCUUUGCCAUCGACUCGUACAACAUUCACAGAUUGAUCAUCGCCGGAGUGACGGUGGCGUCAAAGUUCUUCUCUGACGUCUUCUAUACGAACUCGCGUUACGCCAAGGUUGGCGGGCUGCCGCCUACCGAGCUGAACCAGCUCGAGCUCCAGUUCCUCCUCCUCAACAACUUUACGCUCAUGAUCCUCCCCGAGGAGAUGCAGCGAUAUGGUGACCGUCUCUUGGCCUACUGGCAAGGGCGGGAGGAGGAAGCUGGCGUGUCGCCAGAGGCAGCCGGCGAGCUGCGGCGGCAGGAGCGUGAGCGGGAGCGCGACCGACAGCGCACCACUGAAAAGCGGCCAUCGAUGCAGCGCGCAGCGUCCCACCAGCCAAUGGAGGUUGACAAGCCUGGUGCUGCUGCAGAAACAGCGACGGCGCCCCCGACACCAGCAAAGAACGGGAGCCCGAGCAAGCUCGCGCGUUCGUCGUCGCUCCCCCGCCGGCCGCCGAGUAACGAGCGCAGCGUCAGUGGAGGGCGGCCUGUUGUGUCAUUUCCGCCUGGGCUACGGGAGGGCGGGGUGGUAGGGGCUGGGCAAUGA
This is a messenger RNA of Cutaneotrichosporon cavernicola, 1293 nucleotides long. RefSeq lists its product as uncharacterized. The record is from RefSeq and is a predicted model, not a curated record. Gene Ontology annotation, cellular component: nucleus; cyclin-dependent protein kinase holoenzyme complex. The coding region runs from base 1 to 1293 and encodes 430 amino acids. NCBI's taxonomy places the organism in Eukaryota, Fungi, Basidiomycota, Tremellomycetes, Trichosporonales, Trichosporonaceae. Gene Ontology annotation, molecular function: cyclin-dependent protein serine/threonine kinase regulator activity; protein kinase binding. The transcript is spliced from 2 exons. Gene Ontology annotation, biological process: regulation of cyclin-dependent protein serine/threonine kinase activity.